Gambusia affinis (western mosquitofish) is the source of this 4861-nucleotide messenger RNA. Its product is annotated as mucin-5AC-like. NCBI's taxonomy places the organism in Eukaryota, Metazoa, Chordata, Actinopteri, Cyprinodontiformes, Poeciliidae. The record is from RefSeq and is a predicted model, not a curated record. The transcript is spliced from 23 exons. Bases 155 to 4861 code for a protein of 1568 amino acids.
AGAAAUGUGGAGCGUGUGAAACUUGGAUUCAUGACAGACGGAUGAAGACGGGGAAGAUGGAGAGACGUGUGCGAACCGGAGAGAAGAUAUCAAGUCCUCCUCCGAAGGGUUCAAAGGUUAACUCAUAGAGAACCACACAAACACCAUCAGGAGGAUGUUUGGCCUUUUCUUUGGAGCAACAUGGAGACGGCGGCUUUGUUUCCAUCAAGUCAUCCUUUUCCUGACAGCAGCCGCUCCACUCACAGUGGACGGAUAUUUCCUCGGAGACAUUAAGGCAGUAUUAAAUGGCUGUGAAGACCAUUGGGCCCUUCAGGACAAAUUCUCCAUUCCACGCCUUUCCCAGAUGACUGUAUGUGUGAAUAUUCGUGUGGUUGUCCCUGGACCAUGGGUGGCCUUUUCUUACAGCUCAGUCCGGACAUUAAACCCCGAUUUUAGUCUUGAAGGGGACGACAAGGCAAUUUAUGGAUGGUUACUCCAAGUCCAGCACCGGUUUCCGUUCAAGAUGUCCCCAAUGGUUUGGCACAGGGUGUGUCUAAGGAGGGACGUACUGAGAAAUAUCUUCAGCCUGGAGGUUGAUCACGUCAUGGUAGCAGAGAGGACGGUCUUUGCUCAGGCCAUCUCUCCGUCUGGCACCCUGUGGCUGGGCUGCCAUCAGAGAAACCGAUCACCAGGUGGCGUGGGAAAGUUGGAGCUGUACCUUUUCCGCAUGUGGGCAGACCUGGGUGAACACAGGUCCUGCGAGGACGGGACUGAGAUUGGCUGGGAUACAAACUACUGGGAUAUUACCAGUCCCAACUCCAAAGAAACGGACCGCUCUCUUCCAUGUGACCACAAGAGAUUGAGACGAGAUACAAAUCCAAGCAAUGCCACAGCUAGUGGUGUGGACUCAGUCAUUACCAGUGGUGCUGGAAGCAGUCGAGUGUUUCCUGCAGAGACCAGUUAUUCAGACAUCACGUCUCCAGCAGUGGUGAGAACCACAACACUUGACAAAAGUUCAGCCAAUCAGGUGGCACUAAGCACCAGUGUUCAUCCAAUCACAGCUCUGCCUGCAGAACGAAGCACAACUGCAGGAACUCAAGUCACCUGUGACAUCAGUCAAUUAUGUUCCAAUAAAAGUGCUUACUACUGGAUACCCAUGAGUGUGAAAGCUGAGCAAAGCAAUAAAACAGAACAAGACCUCCGUAAUCUGGUGUCAAAAGCGUUUAACUGUAGCAGCACCAGCAAUGAGGCAGGAUUCAGCAACUUCUGUGAAGCUAACGGACAACUUCAGGUCGUGGAAGUGACAUGCAGAGCAAAACCUGCCGCCACUGAAAGCCAGACGGUGUGCAACGUGCUGCUGUUCCUCAGCCAUGCCAUGUCAACAUGCGACCUGUGGCAUGCUGGGAACGCCGCACUGCAGCGUGCCGGAGGAUCGCUGCAGGCAAACAUCACAGGGAAUGUGGAGAGAGUCGGAAGAACGCUCUGUGUGGACGGGUUGCCCUCUAGUGGUGACUUUGUGCGCUGCACGUCCACAUCGUCUUUGGAUGAAAUCUGCCAGUUGAACAGGACCACUAAUGUCACAUGUUCUGUCUUAGAGACAAACUCUGUGGCAGCUCCACAACAGACGCCAAACUCCUGCGGCGGGACGGCUCCUCGCUUCUGCAACUGCUCUGCUUUCUGUGAGACCGAAAGCCAGCUUUAUGCUAUAAAAAUCAAAAUCACCAGUAAUAUAACGGUUAUCCACCUCAAACGCCUGUUAUUAAAAUCUAACGUCCUCUCAGUGUGCAUCCCAAACUUACAGGGGUUCAACUGUUCAGACAUCAUAACAAAACACACGCGCACUCAUUUGGAAUGUUACGGGGAAGUGGAUCAGAGGUUCUACAGCUGCAUGGUGGUGCUGGAAAUGUCCGGACCCGUCAAUAGCUGCUCCCUCAGUAAACUUGUGCAACUCCUCAUUGAAAAGGAAGAGUUUAUAACGACCGAUGGCUCACUUUCUCGAAUGAUGGUGUGUGGUGGCCCUCCAGAUUUGUCUGGUCGCUCCCUGUUGGCGUCCAACCUGAACUGGAGUAAAGCUGACCUGCUUCCCUCGGAUGUUUGUCAGCCUGGUUCCACUCUAAUAAAAUGUGAAGCUAAUGAGACACUUGCUGUUCUCCUAGCGGACAGUUGCCCUCCAGAUCCUCAAACAAAAAGCACAACUCAGACCACCACUCGGUCUAAUAGCCUCACUUCACCAACAUCUGUGACCCACACAAUAGCAAACGCUGAGCAAACACAGCUGACAUGGUCUCCAAACACAAGUUUCACUCCACCUAACAACUCAACAUUACACAGCUUAACAUCAGCUGCUGAAUUUUCUAAGAAUGCCACAAUCAACUCCAAAAUAUCAACCAAUCAAACAGUGUUUACUACUGCUAGUUUGAGUGAAAGAAAACCCGACAAUGUAUCUACAACUGGACCAAUCCAUAAUCAGACAACAGCAAUAACAACAAGCCUCCUUACAUCCACUAAAACUACAACUGAACCGCUCACAAGUUAUGCACAUUCAACCAGUGCCCUUAACGCCAAUGAAACAAAAACCUAUAGUACAACUACAUCCACUAAAACUACAACUGAAUUUACCACCAGUUAUGUUCCUUCAACCAGUACCCUUAAAGAAAGUGAAACAAAAACUUAUGGUACAACUACAUCCACUAAAACUACAACUGUACCGUCCCUCAGUUCUGCACCUUCAACUAAUGUCCUACCAUCCAAUGAAACAAAAACCUAUGGUACAACUACAUCCACUAGAACUACAACUGUACCGCCCACCAGUUAUGUACCUUCAACUAGUGUCCUACAAUCCAAUGAAACAAAAACCUAUGGUACAACUACAUCCACUAGAACUACAACUGAACUGCCCCACAGUUCUGCACCUUCAACUAGUGUCCUACAAUCCAAUGAAACAAAAACCUAUGGUACAACUACAUCCACUAGAACUACAACUGAACUGCCCCACAGUUCUGCACCUUCAUCUAGUGUCUUACCAUCCAAUGAAACAAAAACCUAUGGUACAACUACAUCCACUAGAACUACAACUGUACCGCCCACCAGUUCUGUACCUUCAACUAGUACCCUUAAAGAAAGUGAAACAAAAACCUAUGGUACAACUACAUCCACUAAAACUACAACUGUACCGUCCCUCAGUUCUGCACCUUCAACUAAUGUCCUACCAUCCAAUGAAACAAAAACCUAUGGUACAACUACAUCCACUAGAACUACAACUGAAUUGAAUCUGACUUCUGCACCUUCAACUAGUGUCCUACAAUCCAAUGAAACAAAAACCUAUGGUACAACUACAUCCACUAGAACUACAACUGAACUGCCCCACAGUUCUGCACCUUCAACUAGUGUCUUACCAUCCAAUGAAACAAAAACCUAUGGUACAACUACAUCCACUAGAACUACAACUGUACCGCCCACCAGUUCUGUACCUUCAACUAGUACCAUUAAAGAAAGUGAAACAAAAACUUAUGGUACAACUACAUCCACUAAAACUACAACUGUACCGUCCCUCAGUUCUGCACCUUCAACUAAUGUCCUACCAUCCAAUGAAACAAAAACCUAUGGUACAACUACAUCCACUAAAACUACAACUGUACCGCCCACCAGUUCUGUACCUUCAACUAGUACCCUUAAAGAAAGUGAAACAAAAACUUAUGGUACAACUACAUCCACUAAAACUACAACUGUACCGUCCCUCAGUUCUGCACCUUCAACUAAUGUCCUACCAUCCAAUGAAACAAAAACCUAUGGUACAACUACAUCCACUAGAACUACAACUGUACCGCCCACCAGUUAUGUACCUUCAACUAGUGUCCUACAAUCCAAUGAAACAAAAACCUAUGGUACAACUACAUCCACUAGAACUACAACUGAACUGCCCCACAGUUCUGCACCUUCAUCUAGUGUCUUACCAUCCAAUAAAACAAAAACCUAUGGUACAACUACAUCCACUAGAACUACAACUGUACCGCCCACCAGUUAUGUACCUUCAACUAGUACCCUUAAAGAAAGUGAAACAAAAACCUAUGGUACAACUACAUCCACUAAAACUACAACUGUACCGUCCCUCAGUUCUGCACCUUCAACUAAUGUCCUACCAUCCAAUGAAACAAAAACCUAUGGUACAACUACAUCCACUAGAACUACAACUGAAUCGAAUCUGACUUCUGCACCUUCAACUAGUGUCCUACAAUCCAAUGAAACAAAAACUUAUGGUACAACUACGUCCACUAAAACUACAACUGUACCGUCCCUCAGUUCUGCAUCUUCAACUAUUUUCCUACCAUCCAAUGAAACAAAAACGUAUGGUACAACUACGUCAACUAAAACUACAACUGAACUGCCCCUCAGUUCUGGACCUUCAACUAGUGUCUUACCAUCCAAUGAAACAAAAACCUAUGGUACAACUACAUCCAUUAAAACUACAACUGAACCGCCCACCAGUUAUGUACCUUCAUCCUGUGCCAUUAAAGCCAAUGAAACAAAAACCUACAAUACAACUACAUCCACUAAAACUACAACUGAAUUGAAUCUCACUUCUGCACCUUCAACUAGUCUCCUACAAUCCAAUGAAACAAAAACGUAUGGUACAACUACAUCCACUAAAACUACAACUGUACCGUCCCUCACUUCUGCACCUUCAUCAAGUACCCUUAAAGAAAGUGAAACAAAAGCUUAUGGUACAACUACAACCACUAAAACUACAACUGAAUCGAAUCUCACUUCUGCACCUUCAACUAGUGUCCUACAAUCCAAUGAAACAAACACUUAUGGAACAACUACAUCUACCAAAACUACAACUCAACUGCCCCUCGGUUCUGCACCUUCAUCAAUUCUAUAA